This is a messenger RNA of Danio aesculapii, 8691 nucleotides long. RefSeq names its product kinesin family member 1B (gene kif1b). Gene Ontology annotation, biological process: microtubule-based movement. The record is from RefSeq and is a predicted model, not a curated record. NCBI's taxonomy places the organism in Eukaryota, Metazoa, Chordata, Actinopteri, Cypriniformes, Danionidae. The transcript is spliced from 49 exons. The coding region runs from base 338 to 5767 and encodes 1809 amino acids. Gene Ontology annotation, molecular function: microtubule motor activity; microtubule binding; ATP binding.
GCAGUUGACGUAAUCAUUUCAGUAAAUCAAGGCAUUCAUCCAUAUCCUAAGCUUGCUAGAGGAACGGUCAAACGACACCAGAACCUGCCUCAGAAAAUAAACCCGAAUCGCAAGCAUUUUCUGCGGCGCUGGCGAAUGAAACGCAGCUAUAAUGGGUUUAUAUAACAAAAAAGGAACUAUUAAGAACUUAAUCAUCAGUCUUUUUUGAUUUUUGCUGCUGGUUGCAGACGUCAUUUGAGAAUUGGCAUCGUGCAGGAUUUCUAUGGUGUUCUAGACGUUUACUGUGGAUAAAUAGCGGAGAAACAUUUUGUGGGACUGAAUCACAACAGCUUCAACCAUGUCUGGCGCCUCAGUGAAAGUGGCUGUCAGAGUUCGCCCCUUCAACACAAGGGAGACCAGCAAAGAAUCAAAAUGCAUUAUACAGAUGCAAGGGAACUCCACCACUAUUUUGAACCCCAAGAACCCAAAGGAACCCAAAACCUUCAGCUUCGACUACUCCUACUGGUCUCACACCUCACCGGACGACCCCAGCUUUGCGUCACAAAACCAAGUCUACAAUGACAUCGGGAAAGAGAUGCUGCAGCAUGCUUUUGAAGGAUAUAACGUCUGUAUUUUUGCAUAUGGCCAGACCGGAGCUGGCAAAUCCUAUACCAUGAUGGGAAAGCAAGAGGAAGGACAGGAAGGCAUUAUUCCUCAGCUCUGUGAAGAACUCUUCGAGAAAAUCAAUGACAAUAACAAUGAGGAGAUCUCGUACUCGGUGGAGGUGGCUUAUAUGGAGAUAUACUGUGAGCGGGUGAGGGACCUGCUGAACCCCAAGAACAAAGGGAACCUACGUGUCAGGGAGCAUCCUCUACUUGGGCCGUAUGUUGAAGACCUCUCGAAACUGGCCGUCACCUCUUACACCGACAUAGCUGACCUGAUGGAUGCUGGUAACAAAGCCAGAACCGUUGCUGCAACCAACAUGAACGAGACGAGCAGUCGUUCUCACGCUGUCUUCACUAUCGUUUUCACUCAGAGGAAGUACGACAGCGAGACGGACCUCUCCACUGAGAAGGUCAGCAAAAUCAGCCUGGUGGAUCUGGCAGGAAGUGAGCGCGCUGACUCAACAGGGGCCAAAGGAACCAGACUAAAGGAGGGAGCAAACAUCAAUAAAUCUUUAACUACACUAGGAAAGGUGAUUUCUGCCCUUGCUGAGGUGGAUAACUGUACCAGCAAGAGCAAGAAGAAAAAGAAGACCGACUUCAUUCCUUACCGAGACUCCGUGUUGACAUGGCUGCUAAGAGAGAAUUUAGGAGGCAAUUCGAGGACUGCAAUGGUGGCCGCACUGAGCCCUGCUGACAUCAACUUUGAUGAGACGCUCAGCACUCUACGAUAUGCAGACAGAGCCAAGCAGAUCAAGUGCAACGCUGUCAUCAACGAAGACCCCAAUGCCAAACUGGUGCGGGAGCUAAAGGACGAGGUGUCGCGGCUGAAGGAGCUGCUCCGUGCCCAAGGCCUCGGGGACAUCCUGGACAUCGAGCCAAUGGGGGAUGAUUGCCUUGGAAGUGGAAGCAAAUACCUGAAAGAUAUACACAACAAUAAGCAUAGAUACUUGCUUGCCUCAGAGAACCAACGGCCUGGCCAUUUCUCCACAGCACCCAUGGGCUGUCUGACAGCCUCUCCGUCCUCAGGCUCUCUCUGCAGCCAGGCAGGCCUUCAGUCCGUCUCCAGCAUCCAGGAGCGCAUCAUGUCCACGCCAGGUGGAGAAGAGGCCAUCGAGAGGCUCAAGGAGUCAGAAAAGAUCAUAGCCGAGCUGAAUGAGACCUGGGAAGAGAAGCUGAGGAAGACAGAGGCCAUCCGUAUGGAGAGAGAGGCGCUGCUGGCAGAGAUGGGAGUUGCCAUACGGGAGGACGGGGGAACCCUGGGCGUCUUCUCUCCUAAAAAGACGCCUCACCUGGUGAACCUGAACGAGGAUCCUUUGAUGUCAGAAUGUCUGCUCUAUUAUAUCAAAGAUGGAAUAACAAGGGUGGGCCAGGCAGAUGCUGAAAGAAGACAGGAUAUCGUUCUAAGCGGAGCACACAUUAAAGAGGAACACUGUAUCUUCCGCAGUGAGAGGAAUGCCAAUGGACACGUGAUUGUCACGUUGGAGCCAUGUGAGGGAUCAGAAACGUAUGUAAAUGGAAAACGUGUGAAUUCUGCGGUCCAGCUGCGCUCAGGUAACCGCAUUAUCAUGGGAAAGAACCACGUGUUCCGGUUUAACCACCCUGAGCAGGCUCGCGCUGAGCGUGAGAAGACUCCGUCAGCAGAGACACCUGUAGAACCUGUUGACUGGACUUUUGCCCAAAGAGAACUGCUGGAGAAACAGGGUAUCGACAUGAAGCAAGAGAUGGAGAAGAGGCUUACAGAAAUGGAGAUCCUGUACAAAAAAGAGAAGGAGGAAGCGGACCAGCUACUGGAGCAACAGAGACUGGUGUAUGAGAGUAGACUACAAGAGCUGCAGAAACAGGUGGAGACUCGUUCAUUGGCUGCGGAGACCCCCGAUGAAGAGGAAGAAGAAGAGGAAGAGGAUGAAGUGCCCUGGACCCAGCAUGAAUAUGAGCUGGCCCAGUGGGCUUUCAGGAAGUGGAGAUACCACCAGUUCACCUCCCUUAGAGACCAGCUGUGGGGCAAUGCUGUGUACCUCAAAGAAGCCAAUGCCAUCAGUGUGGAGCUCAAGAAAAAGGUCCAGUUCCAGUUUGUCUUGCUCACAGACACCCUCUAUUCUCCACUGCCUCCGGAGCUGCUGCCUCCAGAGCCGGAGAAAGAGCGAGACGCCAGGCCUUUUCCGAGAACAGUGGUGGCUGUGGAGGUUCAGGACCUGAAGAAUGGAGCCACUCACUACUGGUCCCUGGAGAAGCUGAAGCAGAGGCUGGACCAGAUGAGAGAGAUGUACGACCGUGCUGGCGAAAUGGCCUCGUCCAAUCAGGGAGAUGAUGGGGAGGGUGCUUUGACCGGCAGUGACCCGUUCUAUGACCGCUUUCAUUGGUUUAAGCUGGUUGGGAGCUCACCUAUUUUUCAUGGCUGUGUGAACGAGCGUCUGGCCGACCGCACACCAUCGCCCACCUUCUCCACCACUGAUUCGGAGAUCACUGAGCUGGCCGAUGAGCGACAGAGCGAGAUGGAGGACUUCAUGGAUGACGAGGCUUUUGUGGACGACACCAGCUCAGAUGCUGGAACUGAGGAGGGCUCGGACAUCUUCAGUGAUGGCCAGGACCCCUUCUAUGAUCGUUCCCCAUGGUUCAUCCUAGUGGGCAGAGCCUUCGUGUACCUGAGUAACCUGCUGUACCCUGUUCCUCUGGUGCAUCGAGUCGCUGUAGUGACAGAGAAGGGGGAUGUGCGAGGAUUUCUGCGUGUGGGGGUCCAGGCCAUCGCCGCUGAUGAAGAGGCUCCUGAUUAUGGGUCUGGUGUGCGCCAGUCGGGAACUGCUAAGAUUUCCUUCGAUAAUGAGUAUUUUAAAAAGAAUGACUUCACCUCAGUGGCCAUGACCCGCUCUGGUCUCUCUCUGGAGGAGCUGCGCAUUGUGGAAGGUCAAGGUCAGAGUUCAGAGGUCAUCACGCCUUCAGAGGAGAUGAACAGAAUCAAUGAAAUGGACCUGAAGCUUGGGAAUGUGGACACAAAACUGGGUGACGGUUUGGCAGAGCAUCUGGAAGUGGGCAGCAUUUUCACUUUUCGCGUCACCGUUCUGCAGGCGAGCGGCAUUCCGGCUGAAUACGCAGACAUCUUCUGCCAGUUCAAUUUCCUCCACCGUCACGAUGAGGCGUUCAGCACUGAGCCUCUGAAGAACACCGGCAGAGGAGCCCCGCUGGGCUUUUACCACGUACAGAAUAUCUCAGUGGAGGUGACGGAGUCCUUUAUUGAGUACAUAAAGACCAAGCCAAUUGUGUUUGAAGUGUUUGGCCAUUACCAGCAACACCCACUGCACAUUCAUGGACAGGACGUGGUCAGCCCCUCUCAGCCUUCCAGAAAGUACUAUCCUCCACCAAUGCCUCUGUCUAAACCAGUGCCAGCCACCAAACUGAACACCAUCACCAAGUCCAACCUGGGUCAGUGUGUGAGCAAGUAUGACCUGCUGGCCUGGUUCGAGAUCAGUGAACUAGAGCCCACUGGAGAGUAUAUUCCAGCAGUAGUGGAUCAUACAGGAGGUCUUCCCUGUCAUGGCACAUACCUGCUGCACCAGGGCAUCCAGCGCAGAAUAACAGUGACUCUGAUCCACGAGAAGGGAAGUGAGCUGCACUGGAAGGACGUCCGAGAGCUGGUGGUCGGUCGAAUCAGGAAUAAGCCAGAAGUGGAUGAUUCAGCCGCAGACGCCGUCCUGUCUCUCAACAUCAUCUCAGCUAAAAACCUCAAAUCUUCCCACAACUCCAGCAGGACGUUCUACCGCUUUGAGGCUGUGUGGGACAGUUCCCUGCACAACUCUCUCCUGCUGAACCGCGUCACUCCAUACGGAGAGAAGAUCUACAUGACCUUGUCUGCCUACCUGGAGCUCGAUCACUGCAUCCAGCCUGCCAUCAUCACCAAGGACAUCUGUAUGGUCUUCUACUCCAGAGAUGCCAAGAUCUCUCCUCCUCGCUCCCUGAGGAACCUGUUCGGCAGCGGCUACUCCAAAACUCCAGACUGUAAUAAAGUGACUGGAGUCUACGAGCUGAGUUUGUGCAAGAUAGCAGACACCGGAAGCCCAGGUAUGCAGCGGCGCAGACGGAAGGUUCUGGACACGUCUGUGGCGUAUGUGCGUGGAGAGGAGAAUCUAGCCGGCUGGAGACCCCGAGGAGACAGUCUGAUCCUGGAGCACCAGUGGGAGCUGGACAAAAUGGAGCAGCUGCAUGAGGUGGAGAAGACGCGUCACCUGCUGCUGCUACGAGAGAAGCUGGGAGAAACACCUCCUCCUAAAUCUCUGAGUGAGUCUCUGUCCCCCAGCCUGAGCAGUGGGACCCUCAGCACCUCCACCAGCAUCUCCUCCCAGAUCUCCUCCACCACCUUUGAGAGUGCCAUCACCCCCAGCGAGAGCAGCGGCUAUGACUCCACGGACAUCGAGAGCUUGGUGGAUCGAGAGAAGGAGCUGGCCACUAAGUGCCUCCGUCUCCUGACACACACUUUCAACAGUGAUUACAACCAAAUGUGCAACAGCAUUAGUGACUGCAAGUUGUCAGAUAUCUCUCCUAUGGGCCGUGAUCCAUCAGUUAGUAGUUUCAGCAGUGCCACCCUCACACCCUCCUCCACCUGCCCCUCGCUCUCAGACUCCAGGACCCCUGAAGCAAACUCUCGUGCCACCAGCCCCUCAGGCUCAGACUAUGAGAACUUCCCCAUGGUGCCCAUUCUGGAGACGUCCUACCUGGCCCGUGCCGGCAAACACGAGUUCCUCAACCUUGUGCCUAACAUAGAGGAAAUGAGGCCUGGAUCUGUUGUGUCCAAGAAGGGCAUACUGAAUUUCAUGGAGCCGCGUUUGAACACCUGGGUGAAGCACUUUGUGGUGGUGCGUCGGCCGUAUGUGUUCAUCUACAACAAUGACAAGGACCCUGUGGAGAGAGGAGUGCUGAACUUAUCCACUGCGCAGGUGGAGUACAGUGAAGACCAGCAGGCCAUGCUCAAGACGCCUCAUACAUUUGCCAUGUGCACCAAACACAGAGGAAUCCUGCUUCAGGCCAACAAUGACAAAGACAUGAACGACUGGCUGUAUGCCUUUAACCCACUGUUAGCAGGAACAAUAAGGUCGAAGCUUGCAAGGAGACGGUCUGGUGUGAUGAAGAACUGAGUGAUCACACACACACACAUGCAGAGAUAGUGCUCUUUUUCUCUCUGUCUACCUUUACAGCGUACCAAGUGUGUUAACACUUCUAAAUCUUUGUGCUUCUUGACAGUUUCUCUUGUAUGUAGACCUGUGGCUCUGUUCUCCAGCAAAUGAACUUUCAGUUCCUCUUUCUCCUCCUCCUCCUCCUCUCUCUAUUGUGUUAUUAUUGAUCGGAUUUCUUCUGUCUUCAGUUUUUGUUCUUUGUCAUAACUGAACCUCCUUCGAGUUGCAUGUUGUAAUAGUCUGUUUGUGUGUGCACGAAUCUUCAGAGCAGGUUCUGCUUCUCUUCAGUUCAUUCUUACAGUGUUGUCUGCCAGGAACAUCUUACCCACAACCCUCAGGAGAAAGUCAGUUUGCUAUAAACCCCUGUGGCAUUAAGGUUGAAAAAAAUAAAUAAGAACAGUAUAAUAAUAUAUAAAAUAUUUCACAUUUAAAGAUUUAAAAAAAUCAACUUUCUCUCACAAAAGAUAAAUAAAAUAGCUUUGCUCCAAAUAUCGCAGAAAAAAUAAUAGAAGAGAUUUUCAGAUGGACCAAAGCACUUCUUCAAGAUGCUUAAUUUUCUAAAAGAGGCUGAAAUUGACUAUUAAACUGAAUGUUCUCACAGUAUUGGAUUUGCUAAAUCAAAGCUAGCAAUGAUGGUGGCUAUGUUGACCGUGUACAUACAGCCCAUUGGCCCAGCCUGACGCAGUGUAUUUGCUUGACAUAAAUUCCACAUAUCAAGGACGUAAAACAUGACAUUUAGCGAAGUGCAGUAUCUAAUCAUAAGAUGUACAUGAAGGAAAGAUGACGAUGAGCUCUCUCAUAUCGCUCUUUCAGUAGCCUACAGGAGUAUUCUGCUCGAUUUCCUCAGUAGAUUAGCUUAAAAAAAUAAAAUGGUGCAAAAGAAUUACCUUAGACACACAGAACACUGACCGAAUGAAUCCAUUUGUACAUAACCUUCAGGAUUACUGCGCUUAAUGCUCUUCAUGGGUUUCUGUCCUUACUGUAUUACUGGAAUGCCAUUUUUUGGGGGCUGUUCGUCUCAUCUGAAGUGAGACGCUGAUUUGAUUGGUUACGGUUACGCAGAUAUUCACAUUUGCAGAGGAAUUUCCGGUCAGCAGGAUCAUUAAACCAGCCUUUUUGAAGAAGAGUAGGACUUUUAAAUAUUAUUGCGCAUUUACCACAUAUCUCUUAACUUAUUUUUUAUUAACAAGCGAUCAGUGUUUUACAUUAUACAAAUGAAGACAAGAAGGGCACUUUUUUCCUCAUUUUAUAGUCUCAUUUAUUUACUCGGACCACUAAAAGCAUUUCAUCACUGUCAGUAGACGUAAACUGGACCGUUUAUGCAGUUCACUGCGGCGCAGUGAGGAAAAAAGGGAUGGUUUUCUACUUUUAAUAGUUGAAGAGUUUAGAUGCACACAAAAAAAAACAAAACAAAAAAAAACACCUCCAAAUGCCGUCUGAAAUUUCCUCCAAAAUGAGCAUUUUGUUCAGGCUCCUGUGUGUGUUUAGUAAUAUCACGUUUAUGGCAAAGAAAAAUUUUCCUGGUCUUUAAAGGACAUAAUAAACAAAGGAAGCUGAGAAAAAUGUUCGUUUUCGAUGAAAAUUUCAGACGGCACUUAGAGGUUUUUGUAUCUGAACUCUUCAGUUUUUCUUUUGAAGUUCUUUGCUCGGUGUGUUUAAAAACAUGCAGUUUAGAGGCAAGUGCUGAAGUUAGCAGUGAUCCAGUAGGAUAUUCGGCUAACAACAUUCCUCUGGCCAGACAACCAGCAGGAAUUAAUGACUGCUACAGAAGUACUGAUCACUGUUAUGAAGUCAAUAAGCUCGCUUUAGCGCAUUUUCACAGGAAACGCAUGAAAACGUCUCUGAAUCUCUGAAAGUCCUCGGGUCAGCCAGCCUGCAGGCCUCAUCGGAGCUGUUGGAUUGUUAUCAGAAAUCUGUGAAAAUGUUCUGAUUUGGCACAUAAGGAGCAUCGAAAGUAAAUGAAGGUUAGCGUUUAUCUAAUUUUAUGAGUUAAUGUUACUUUUUUUGGCCAGAGCAAAGGUUUUCUGAUAUAUUUUUAACAAUCUUUGUUGAGUGGCUUCACUGACUAAUGUGACAUUCAUAAUGAAUUUCCAUUAACUGUAUUUAUUGUUUUGCGAUGUAUAUAUUAGUUUGCAGCUCUUUGCACAUAAUAUGCGUUUAUACAAACUAACAGCAGAACAAAUAAAGCUUGAACUAUUUUUUUUGUUUUCUGGAAUGGAAACCAAAUGGUGUGUGGUGUUUAUGGAAAUGGACUUUGAAUGUAUUUUGAGUUUUACUAAAAUGCAUGAAAUAUCUGAUGAGAUAUGACAAAUAUAGGGACUGACAUGUUGCUGUGCUUCUUAUUUCUUGAAAUAGGAAAUGGAUGAUGUUACAAGGGCACUUUUUCCACAUUUAGAGUUGUGAUAAGGCUUGUGCGUUUUAAUUUCUAACAUCAGGGAAUAUGUUUUCUAAAAAUAUAGCAUUGUUUUAUGGCGCAGUCAUUUCGCUCUCUUUUUUUGUUGUUGUUUUGCGCACACUCAUGCAUUUUUUUCUCCCAUGCUGCCUUUGAAGCAACCCUGGCAUUACUGUAUCACCUCACGUUUCCAGAUGAACAUUAUUCCCUCUUAUUGUGAUGAAACGACAGAAACAGUUUAGCUGUGGCAUUAACACUGUACAUUAUUUGUCAGAUUGGCUUCAUUUUCAUACUUAUUUUGUAAAUAUUUCAUGUUGUAUGGAACUUGGAUUAAAAUGUAAAUAUGUCUCCUGUAUUUGUAAUAAUUAUAAUCCAUUCGCUGUAUAGCCUAGACGUGUAAUGCAUAUAUCUUAAUUCUGUGUAUGGUAAUCUUGCACCAUUGACCUGUUUAGUGAAUGAGGUAAAAAAAUAAAAUUACAACCAGUGCAUUAGA